Messenger RNA from Coregonus clupeaformis (lake whitefish), 2042 nucleotides. Its product is annotated as 6-phosphofructo-2-kinase/fructose-2,6-bisphosphatase. The record is from RefSeq and is a predicted model, not a curated record. The coding region runs from base 121 to 1533 and encodes 470 amino acids. Gene Ontology annotation, molecular function: ATP binding; 6-phosphofructo-2-kinase activity; fructose-2,6-bisphosphate 2-phosphatase activity. The transcript is spliced from 14 exons. Gene Ontology annotation, biological process: fructose 2,6-bisphosphate metabolic process; fructose metabolic process. Gene Ontology annotation, cellular component: 6-phosphofructo-2-kinase/fructose-2,6-biphosphatase complex; cytosol. Lineage: Eukaryota; Metazoa; Chordata; Actinopteri; Salmoniformes; Salmonidae.
CUCUCACACCUUGUCUCUCUCCAGGCUACUCUCUCUGUCUCUCUCUCCGUCUCUCACUAUCUCUGUCUCUCCCCGUCUCUCUCUCUCUCUCUUACACACGGACACUGUGUUUUGUAAACCAUGUCUCAGAGGCAGACCAAGCUAACUCAGAAACCUUUAGAGAAGAUUUGGAUUCCCUCCAUGAGUAGCAAGCUGUACCAACGUAGAGGAUCAUCCGUCCCCCAGUUCACUAACUCUCCUACUGUGAUUGUGAUGGUGGGGCUGCCUGCUAGAGGGAAGACCUACAUCUCCAAGAAGUUAACCAGAUACCUCAACUGGAUAGGAGUUCCCACUAAAGUGUUUAAUGUAGGUCAGUACCGGCGGGAUGCGACCCAGUCCUAUAAGAGCUAUGAGUUCUUCAGACCUGACAACCAAGAGGCCAUGAAGAUACGCAAGGCAUGUGCCAUUGCGGCUCUGAAGGAUGUGUGUGCCUACUUCAUGCAGGAACAAGGACAGGUGGCAGUGUUUGAUGCCACCAACACCACUAUAGAACGUAGAGAAGUCAUUCUCAGCUUCGCCAAGGAGAACGGAUACAAGGUCUUCUUCAUAGAGUCACUGUGUGACGACCCAGAGAUCAUCGCUGAGAACAUCAAACAAGUGAAGCUGAGUAGUCCAGACUACGUGGGUUGUGAUAAAGAGGAGGCGGUCGCUGACUUCCUCAAGAGGAUUGAGUGUUACAAAGUUACAUACAUAUCCCUGAACGAUGAGAAGGACAGGAGUCUGUCAUAUAUAAAGAUAUUUAAUGUGGGCAGCAGGUAUCUAGUGAACCGUGUGCAGGACCACAUCCAGAGUCGUAUUGUUUAUUACCUGAUGAACAUCCAUGUAGCACCACGUUCCAUCUACCUGACCCGCCACGGAGAGAGUGAACUUAACUUGGUGGGACGCAUCGGAGGAGACUCUGGCCUGGGCCCACGCGGUAACAAGUUUGCCAGUGCUCUAGGAGGGUACAUGCGUAGCCAGUGUAUCAGAGAUUUGAAGGUGUGGACCAGCCAUAUGAAGAGAACCAUCCAGACAGCUGAGGGUCUGGGAGUCCCCUACGAACAGUGGAAGGCCCUAAACGAGAUAGACGCAGGUGUAUGUGAGGAGAUGACCUAUGAGGAGAUCCAGGACCACUACCCAGAAGAGUUUGCACUGAGAGACCAAAACAAGUACCGCUACCGCUACCCCAAGGGAGAGUCGUAUGAGGACCUGGUGCAGCGUCUGGAGCCAGUGAUCAUGGAACUAGAGAGACAGGAGAAUGUUCUGGUGGUGUGCCAUCAGGCUGUCAUGCGCUGUCUGCUAGCUUACUUCCUGGAUAAGAGUGCAGCGGAGUUGCCAUAUCUGAAGUGUCCUCUCCACACGGUGCUGAAACUCACCCCAGUCGCCUACGGCUGUGAGGUUGAGUCCAUCUUCCUCAACAUUGAAGCAGUCAACACACACAGAGACAAACCAGUGAAUGUUGACGUGGACAGAGAACCAGAGGAGGCACUACUGACUGUCCCAGACCACAUCUAGAGGAGAGGAGGAGAGGAGAGGAGGAGAGAUACCAUAUUGCAACACAAUACGGGGAGAACCAAUGAAGUGACACCAUUGCCAUAGAGACUGAAGUGAAGCAAUAAGAGAGGCUGCUGGGAGAUGGAGUUUAAAGAAGCAGACUACAUGAACCCUACAUCUAUAAUCCUCUAAACGGUGCUAGAAAACAGUGCAACAUUUCUCUCAGUGGAACCCUGUUAGUGGAACCCUGUUAGUGACAGUAGAAUGAAGUGAAGUCAGAACUCAGAGUGAUGUGAAGUCAGAAUCAUGUGUCUGUCUGUGUGUUAGGAACAUUAGUCUGUCUGCGUGUUAUGAUCAUCUAGUCUGUCUGUGUGUUAGGAUCAUUUAUUCUGUUUGUGUAUUAGGGUCAUUUAGUCUGUCUGUGUAUUAGGUUCAUGUAGUCUGUCUAUGUUAGGAUCAUGUGUCUGUGUGUUAGGAUCAUGUAGUCCAUGGUUUCCCAAACUCAGUCCUCAGGACCCCAAGGGGUGCAC